Brassica napus (rape) is the source of this 1886-nucleotide messenger RNA. Its product is annotated as SEC12-like protein 1. NCBI's taxonomy places the organism in Eukaryota, Viridiplantae, Streptophyta, Magnoliopsida, Brassicales, Brassicaceae. Bases 439 to 1635 code for a protein of 398 amino acids. Gene Ontology annotation, biological process: protein secretion. Gene Ontology annotation, cellular component: endoplasmic reticulum membrane. The record is from RefSeq and is a predicted model, not a curated record. Gene Ontology annotation, molecular function: guanyl-nucleotide exchange factor activity; GTPase activator activity; protein binding. The transcript has 13 exons.
AUGUUUUACAUUUUACCAGACGGUGAACCUAAGUUUGAUACAAUUUAUGUACAGGUCAUGCAUUGGCAAUCUUUUGAAACAAAGCUUUACUGGGAACUGGAAGACAUGUGACAGAGAUAAGACACGCCAUCAAUAAGGAUGAUCGGUUGCUCGGUACAUGCCAGUUGAAGGACUGAGGGUGAAAUUCUGGAUGUGCCUCCAUGCUCCAACAGGAAGCAGGCGGCCUUUACUCUCCAUAAUACUCACAGCUUCAUCGGAUAGCACCAUCUCGAGGGUGUCCCCGUGCACUGGGUUGUACUGCUUCCAAGAGUGCAGAACCUUCACAUGCACUUUCCAGCCACUCUUGAUCCAUAUUGGCGUGGGAGAGAGAUAGAUAGGCAUCAACAAGAUUCGUGUAGAAACAAGAAAGAAGAGGAAUAGUUUAUCAAAUCGAAUAGAAUGGAGACUGAAGAAGCGAGUCGUGGUGAAAGUGGGUAUGUGGUGUGCGGAUCAUGGAUUCGUCGCCCGAAGAAAGUAAACUGGGCCAUCAUCGCCAAAGCUGCCAAACGACGUGGCUCCUCUUCUCCUCCUCUCCUUAACAUCUACUCUUUUGAUCCCAUCACUACUUCUCUCUCCUCCUCUCCCUUGUCAACACAUGCGCUCAAUGAGAGUGAUGGUGAUCCUGUGGCAAUCUCAGUGCACCCUGGCGGAGAUUAUUUUGUUUGCUCAACUUCCAAAGGUGGUUGCAAGUUGUUUGAGAUUGCCGGAGGAGCAACAACAGGUAUUACUAUCUUAGAAAAAGAACUCCCUCCUCUCCAAAAUGCUGGACUACAAAAGUGUAUGGCCUUCAGCUUUGAUGGCUCUAAAUUAGCUGUUGGUGGAGUGGAUGGAUGUCUGAGAAUUAUGGAUUGGCCAAACCUAAGUGUAAUCUUGGAGGAGCCAAAAGCACACAAAUCCAUUCGGGAUAUGGAUUUCAGUUUGGACUCAGAGUUCUUAGCCACAACAUCAAUAGAUGGAUCAGCUAGAAUAUGGAAAGCAGAAGAUGGUUUCCCUUUGUCUACUUUGGAACGUAGUGGGGUAUGUGAUAAUCUGAUUCUGUGCAGGUUCUCUAAAGAUGGAACAAAACCUUUUCUGUUCUGUGCUGCUCAGAGAGGUGACGUUCCUGUGGUAAAUGUUUAUGACAUUAGUACAUGGAAGAAGCUUGGGUUCAAGAAGCUGUCAAGGAAGAGUGCAUCUACAAUGGCAGUCAGCUUGGAUGGCAAAUAUAUUGCUUUGGGUGGCAAAGAUGGGGAUAUAUCAAUCGCUGAAGUGAAGACAAUGGAGAUAUACCACUACAGUAAGAGGCUGCAUCUCGGUCAAACCAUUGCUUCACUUGAGUUCUGCCCUAGUGAAAGGGUGAUGCUGACAACAUCGAGUGAAUGGGGUGAGAUGGUGACAAAACUCACUGUACCAAAGGAGUGGAAAGAGUGGCAGAUAUAUGCACUGUUGUUUUGCUUGUUCCUGGCGUCAGUGGUACUUGCAUACGUGUUCUUCGAGAACUCAGAUUCGUUUUGGAAGUUACCAAUGGGGAAAGAUCAAAGAAGACCAAAGAUUAGUCUUUUUGGAGAUUCAUCCACGUCUACUAAGGAUCAUAAUAGGUGGAACUUGGACCUAUAGAUAAAAGAGAUUUAUGUAUAUCUAAGAAACCUUUUCUGUUUUUUUUUUCUCUUUUCAAAACUUUGUUGCAUGUUUUUCCUUUCCUCCUUCUCAUUAUUCUGAUUUAUUUUAUUUUCUCAACCAUUACUGUUUCUUCUGAUUUUGAACGCUGUAAGAAAAAGUUCCCCAACUUUAGAAUUCAACAUAUACCAGAAACGCAGAAAAAUUAGGCGGACGAGCUUGUAAUUGGUGGCCAAUGUCUUCUUUUAUAA